This is a messenger RNA of Rhagoletis zephyria (snowberry fruit fly), 879 nucleotides long. The record is from RefSeq and is a predicted model, not a curated record. Lineage: Eukaryota; Metazoa; Arthropoda; Insecta; Diptera; Tephritidae.
AUGCCCGGACAAACCGCUUUUGUCGAUCCUUCAGAAAUAACAAACAAUGAUGAAGAUUUCAAAGGGUUGGCAAGUUAUGAUUACUAUCCGAGUAAGGACAAUUAUGACUACGAUCCAAGUAACAAAAACUAUGAAUAUUAUAACCAAGAUGAUAAUGACGAUGAUGACUAUGAGUACGAAUAUUCAAACACUGACUUUUCUGGUGAGAAAAAACAUUAUAAUAGUGACAACGAUAGCGACGAUUAUGAGGAACACGAAUACCCAAACGCUGACACUGACUCCGAUGAAGAAGAGAUCAAUAAUAAUGAUAACGGUAGUGACGAUUAUGAAGAACAUGAAUACUCAAACGCAGACUCUUCAGAUGGGGAAAAAAUGAAUAAUAAUGAUGACGAUGCUGACGACGAUUAUGAAAACGAACACUCAAACAUUGAAUCUUCGGAAGACAAGAAUGACUAUUCAAAUGAUGAUUUUUCCAAUGAAAAAGUAGAAAACAGUUAUGAAUACAUCAGUAAUGUUGAGUCUCCAAACGAGAGUAAGGAAACUAUAUCUUCUAGCGAGGAUGAGUCUAAUGAGGAUGCCGACAAUAGCGACGUAGGUGACAUGAUUCAACAAAUAAUCGGUGAAAUGGAAGGCAUCACAACUAUGCUUGCUCGCCAUAAAAAUGAAGAUGACGGUGAAAAACUGAAUCGUUAUUUUGUUCCUAUAACUAAAAUAUUGCAAUCUGUCGUCGUAGCAUCGGACGAUGACACGCAGAGCCAUGAAAAUAAAGUCGGAGAACUAGAGCAGAUUCACGACUCAGCCGAGUCGUUGCUACGUGUUGUGGAAAGCCAAAUGGGCACUAAAACUAAAACUUCUGAUGAAACUUUAAAUGUCUUUUAG